This is a messenger RNA of Lates calcarifer (barramundi perch), 10750 nucleotides long. It is a transcript of the gene mast4, whose product is annotated as microtubule associated serine/threonine kinase family member 4. Gene Ontology annotation, molecular function: protein binding; ATP binding; protein serine/threonine kinase activity. Lineage: Eukaryota; Metazoa; Chordata; Actinopteri; Centropomidae. Gene Ontology annotation, biological process: intracellular signal transduction; peptidyl-serine phosphorylation. The record is from RefSeq and is a predicted model, not a curated record.
CAUUAUGAAGCCACUGACAGCGUGGACUCACACCGCCUGGGAAGUCAUGAGCGACAAAAUACACGAGAGGCAACUUUUAACUGAGGCGGAGACCCCAGCCUAACGACAAAGUCGAUAUUCACCAGGCUCGAGAAACAUUUUAAUCGAUAUCAGUGACUUUCGACAACGUCGUGACUUUGUUUUUACUCGGGUCAGAAAGUGGUAUCCUUUUAUGGGCUCGCUACUCAACGAAAAUGAGCUCUCCGGACUGCACAGGUGUGUUGACAGGUUAAUUAACAGCUACGUUUUGUUUUGACGUCGCACCUUAAUGGAGUUGUUUUGGCUCAGUAAUUGCUGAUAUUAGUUAGUAGUAGCGUAAUGGAGCAGAAGCAUUUUCUGGCGUCUGCUGGAAGUGGAGAAAGUCUGUCGUCGUCCAGUUCACACACCUUGUCCGAGAGUGAAGAAAUAACAGCUGUGCUGGACAUGAAAGUUUCCGGAGAUGGAGACAAUAGUCACAACUCGGACUCUGAAAGUGUCAACGAAGCGGAGGACGACAGAAAUGCAGAGUAUGAGAAGGGCGAAGAAGAGUGUGAAGAAGGAGAAGAAGACGAAAAGUUGGAUAAUAUCCUCUACCCUCCCUCCAUAUCACUCAGGAAGUCCAGUAACCCAGAGUUGACUUAUGGAUUAAGUCCUGCUCUCAAACUGAAACGACAUCUCAGUGAGGAUGGAAAACACGUUCGAAGAAGGAGCCUGGGGGGUGGUCUCACAGGAAAGUACCUUCUGCUACCCACCAACCCCCAGCAGACACAGACAGCAUGGCAGCCAUCAUCUGAGAUCUCUAACCUGGUCCGUAUGUGUUCUCUGAAUCUUGGAAAGUCAGACCCCUCCCUCACCUCCAGCCUGAAAGAGCUGAGUCUUCCAAGAAGAGGCAGUUUCCUCACUCCCCGAAGCUUGAGCCCCACUCCCACUAGUCCUUGCAGCCCGUGCAGCCCGCUGCACGCUUUUCAUUUUUGGAGCUGCAGAACAAGCAACAGAAAAAGCCUGAUAGGAAGCGGUCAGUCUUCAGGUUUACCACGACCUCACUCCCCUCUCUCAUCUCUUACGGGAACAAGCCCACAAGACAGUCCUAGAAAUUUCUCUCCCAGUGCCUCUGCUCAUUUUUCCUUUGCACGAAGUCAUUGCCACAGAGCAGACAGGACUGAUGGUCGCCGCUGGUCGUUGGCCUCCCUACCCUCCUCUGGAUAUGGAACCAACACACCCAGCUCCACCGUCUCUUCAUCCUGUUCAUCACAGGAGAAGCUGCACCAGCUGCCCUUCCAGCCCACACCUGAUGAACUGCACUUCCUCUCCAAGCACUUCUGCACUGAGAGUAUCUCGGGGGAUGAAUGCCGCAGAGCGACGGCCAUGCGACCCCGCUCACGUAGUCUCAGCCCUGGAAGAUCGCCAUCAUGUUACGACCAUGAGAUUAUUAUGAUGAAUCACGUCUACAAGGAGCGGUUUCCUAAGGCCACAGCUCAGAUGGAGGAAAGGAUUCAGGAGAUCAUCCGCAGUAACUCUCCAGAGAGCGUCCUCCCUUUGGCAGAUGGUGUGCUCGGCUUUGCCCACCACCAGAUAAUUGAACUGGCCCGUGACUGUCUGGAGAAGAGCCGGCUAGGACUCAUCACCUCCAGCUACUUCUGCGAACUCACUGACAAGCUGGAGAGGCUCGUUCAGGAGUCCACAGAGAGAUCAGAAAGCGAGGAGGUAAACUUCAUCAGAGAGUUGGUGAAGAAGAUCCUCAUCGUCAUUGCCCGACCUGCUCGACUGCUGGAAUGUCUGGAGUUUGACCCAGAGGAAUUCUACCACCUUUUGGAGGCUGCUGAAGGACAUGCUAAAGAGGGCCAGGGCAUCAAAACAGACAUCCCACGUUACAUCAUCAGCCAGCUGGGGCUCACACGAGAUCCUCUGGAAGAAAUUGCUCAGCUGACCAGCUGUGACAGCGGGAUUGCAGAAACCCCAGAAACAGAUGACUCUUCUCAGAGCCUGAGCACAGCUUUGCGGUCCCGGCGAAAACCCUGUGAAUUGGACUUUGAGAUGACAAAACUCAUCAGCAAUGGUGCCUAUGGAGCUGUUUAUUUGGUUCGACACAAGGAAACCAAGCAACGAUUUGCCAUGAAAAAGAUCAACAAGCAGAACCUGAUUUUGAGGAACCAGAUACAACAGGCCUUUGUGGAGAGAGACAUUCUCACCUUCGCUGAGAACCCCUUUGUGGUGUCCAUGUACUGCUCCUUUGAGACUCGGCGGCACCUGUGCAUGGUUAUGGAAUAUGUCGAAGGGGGAGACUGUGCUACCCUUUUGAAGAACAUGGGUCCGCUGCCUGUGGAUAUGGCCAGGAUGUACUUUGCAGAGACAGUACUGGCUCUGGAGUAUCUCCACAACUAUGGGAUUGUCCACAGGGACCUCAAACCAGACAAUUUGCUGGUUACAUCAAUGGGGCAUAUUAAGCUCACAGAUUUUGGGUUGUCCAAAGUUGGGCUGAUGAACAUGACCACUAACCUGUACGAGGGACAUAUAGAGAAAGAUGCCAGAGAGUUCUCUGACAAGCAGGUAUGUGGAACCCCUGAGUACAUUGCUCCAGAGGUGAUCCUGAGACAAGGUUAUGGGAAGCCGGUGGACUGGUGGGCAAUGGGCAUCAUCCUCUAUGAGUUCCUUGUGGGCUGUGUGCCUUUUUUUGGAGAUACACCAGAGGAGCUGUUUGGACAGGUCAUCAGCGAUGAGAUCAACUGGCCUGAGGGUGAGGAUGCCCCACCUCUUGACGCUCAGGAGCUCAUCACCUUGCUGCUCAGACAGAAUCCUCUGGAAAGGAUGGGUGCAGGUGGGGCCGCUGAAGUAAAGCAGCAUCCAUUUUUCCACAACCUGGACUGGAACGGGCUGCUGAGGCAGAAGGCUGAGUUUAUUCCUCAGCUGGAGUCUGAAGAUGACACAAGUUAUUUUGACACUCGUUCUGAGAGAUACCAUCACCUGGAGACAGAGGAAGAGGAUACAAAUGAUGAAGAUUUCAAUGUGGAGCUGCGGCAGUUCUCCUCUUGUUCUCACAGAUUCUCUAAGGUUUACAGCAGUCUGGAUUUGUCUCGUGGACACCUAGAGGAGAAAGGAGAGACAGAGGAGAAGAAGAGUGAGAGCCCACUGACUGUGGACUCUCUCAGCUGGACGCCAGACUUCGCUGAAAUGCCCUCGCUGUCCCACUCAACGGACACAGACAGUAUGAAUCAGGGCCCCCGCCCCAGCUUGCUUCCAAAGUUUGCCAUCUCAGCUGAGAGUGAAGGAGAUGAGACCUCAGGGCUCGGUGACCCUAGCAAGGCCUCUUUCACCAUCGGAGAGCUCCCACAGGAUGAGCCUGAUGCUACCACUCCAGGCAGCACACACAGUGGAGCCACACUCUCUGGAAGUUUCUCAGAACAUCUAGACCAGCUGACACCCAGAGGUGAAGGGGUGGAGAGCCCCGACAGUACCAGUCAUACCUCCACAGACCAGGUUGCUCAGACCACCUCUCUGCGGCCUGAGAGUGCUGCAGAGAAGACCAUCGGAGCUGUGGCAAAAGUCCCAAAGUCUGUGUCAACUGGUGCCCUGUCCCUUAUGAUCCCUGGAGAUAUCUUCGGGGUGUCUCCGCUGGCCAGCCCUCUAUCCCCUUACUCCCUCUCCUCAGACCCUUCCUCACGAGACUCCUCUCCAAGCCGAGACUCCUCCCUCUGUACUGCCACCCCGCGGCAGCCUGUCAUCAUCCACAGCUCCGGGAAGAAGUUUGGAUUCACACUGAGGGCCAUCCGGGUGUAUGCAUGUGAUGGUGACAUCUAUACUGUCUAUCACAUGGUCUGGAAUGUAGAGGACGGUGGGCCUGCACAUAAAGCAGGACUCAAAGCUGGAGACCUCAUUACUCAUGUCAACGGAGAACCAGUCCACGGUCUUGUCCACACUGAAGUGGUGGAGCUCCUGCUGAAGAGUGGUAGCAAAGUGGCCAUCUCCACAACCCCCUUUGAGAAUACUUCAAUAAAAACCGGUCCAGCCAGGAGGAAUAGCUACAGGAGCAAGAUGGUCAGAUGUGCCAAAAAGCCCAAGAAGGAGAAGACACCAGAAAGGCGACGCUCCCUGUUCAGGCGUUUUGCCAUGCAGCCCUCUCCUCUUCUGCAUACAAGUCGCAGUUUCUCCUCUCUCAACCACUCUCUGUCAUCUGGUGAGAGUCUCCCUGGCUCCCCUACCCACAGUCUCUCCCCUCGUUCCCCUACCGCCGCCUUCCGCCCCGCACCAGAUUUCACCCAGUCAGGUGGCAACUCCUCCCAGAGCAGCUCUCCCAGCUCCAGUGCUCCAAACUCCCCUGCCGGCUCAGGCCACAUUCGCCCCAGCACCCUCCACGGCCUCGGCCCCAAACUGCCAGGUCAGAGGCUUCGCCAGGGGCGCCGCAAGUCUGCUGGUAGCAUUCCCCUUUCACCUUUGGCUCGCACACCUUCACCCACCCCCCAGCCAACAUCUCCCCAGCGCUCACCCUCUCCCCUUCUUAGUGGACAUUCAGUUGCCAUUUCCAAGACAACCCAAGCCUUCCCAGCCAAGAUACAUUCCCCACCCACAAUUGUACGCCAUAUUGUACGCCCCAAAAGUGCUGAGCCACCUCGCUCACCCCUCCUAAAACGAGUCCAGUCUGAGGAGAAGCUGUCCCCCUCUUACACAGGAGAUAAGAAACACCUGUGCCCCAGAAAACACAGCUUGGAAGUGACUCAAGAGGAGGUGCAGGAUGAGGAGCUGAGGGCUGGGGAGCGGGAUUACACCAUCCUGCAGAGUGUGGAAGAAACAGCCUGCGAGCCACUGGCAAUCACACGUGUACGACCUGUUGAGCAGGGCUGCUUAAAGAGGCCUGUUAGUCGCAAGAUGGGCCGGCAGGAAUCUGUCGAGGAGCUUGACAAGGAAAAGCUGAAGUCCAAGGUGGUUGUGAAGAGACAGGACUGGUCAGAGAGGAGGGAGUCUCUACAGAAGCAAGAUGCACUGCGAGAAUCUGACUCAUCCCCCUUGUGUGUUGAUGACGGGGAUGAAAGUUUUCUGGUCCGAGGUCAAAACAAAUCCCAGAGCAGCCCAGAGUGUGGCCCUCUGGAGGCCAAAGCUGCCAGCACCACCCUUAAAGACGUUCUGUAUAAGAAACUCACCACACGAGUCUCUGAGGGCAUCACUGAACCAUCUGGUGGCAGCAGUGAAAGUGACGGAGGCCUCCGAACAUCUCUCUGCUCUAUCCACCCAGAGUGGCAGCACUCCAGGCAGAGUAAAGACAAUAUGAAGCCAGACAGAUUGGAUUUCAAAGCUCCCAACAUCGAAUUCACCAGGAAGAGGUUGUCAUUUGAAGAGCGAGAAGACUGCAUGUGUCGGCUAUCUUCUGGCAUCCACGAGAACCUCCACUUUGGCUCUACUAGGUCAAAGAGCCUGCAGCUGGACACGUCCAUGCCUCAUGACCACAUGAAGACAGGACUGGGAAGUGUUCACUCCAGCCCCGAGGGUCUGACUCCCAAGCUUUUCUCUGGUAGAGGAGAGAGCGCUGUGGAGAAACUGCAGCUCAUUUCCUCAGCAGAGUCUCCCCUUAGAAAGACAUCAUCUGAAUAUAAACUUGAAGGACGCCAUGUCUCCUCUCUCAAACCUCUGGAGGGCACCCUCGAUAUUGGCCUGCUCUCUGGGCCCAGAGUCUCCAAAACAGAAACUUGUUUAUCCAAGAUGACAGAGAACACAAGCGACUCUGUUUCUGUUUCUGUGAGUCCUCCGAUUUGGUUUCAGAGCCCUACUGAGAGACAGUUAACCAUCCCCCAGCUGAAAACUGCAGACAAGCUGAAGAGCCCUCUGACUUGUUCCCCGAGUCCUGAAGCUGUUUCUUCCCUAAAUAGCAUAGUCUCCUCCAAAGAGCAGUCAAAUAACACAACCACAGAGGUGAAACUCAGUACUAGUGAUGAAAAAACACAAGAUAGACAUUGUGAAUCAUUAAAAGCCCCAACCACUAAGAUGGAGGCCUCAACUUUUACUAUUAAACAAGAGAGCAGGACUGGUAUGAAGGCCAGUUCACUGGCUCAUGAACACAGAGGCCCUCGACACAGCUCCCACUUCUCCUCCUGUGGAAAAACACCAUCCAUACGGGAAGUCAGCAAUGAAGAUCAGGAGGAUGAAGUGGAGCAGCAGGAAGUCACACCACACACUACAUCACAAAGUACUGCCAGCUCCAAGACAGUAGUCUCUUUGACUUCACCAAAGCUGGAGGUAGACAUAAAAAGUUCCCCCGCACCUACACAAGUGGAGACUCCAGCUGCAGCUGCCAGUGACGCAUUACCUGUGCCACUGAAGCAGAGUACAAACUCUGGUUUAGAUACAGGUCAGAGUCGGAGCAGUGAGAAAAAAACAGCCACUGCACAGAAGUCAAACAUGACCUCUUUUUCUAAGGUGAAUGUACAUAACAACUCUGCAUCUGUACACGUUCCAGAGAAUGUGGUUUCAAAACAGCAACUGCCGAACAACUGCACGUCAAAUACAGAGCGGCAGGUUUCUAUCACAACAUCUGUAUCUGGCUCUGUACGUGACAAUAAAUCCUGCAGUUCAAAAUCAGAAGGUCAGGACUGCUCUGAAAGAUCUUUUAACAAGGACAGUUUACAGUCUAACAGGUCAGCUGUGAAAGUGGUGAGGGAUUCGAGCAGCUCAGGCCCUAAGAAGGAAAUGAGCACCUGUGCCACAGUUGUAAAAGUGGAGGCAAACCCAAAAGUGGAGCAGAAGAGAGGUGUUACCACACUAAACAUUGGCACCUCCUUACAAAAUGUUGCAGAAGUCUCACUGAGCAUAAACAAAAAAGAUAACACUGUGUCUGCUGGUAAAACAGAGAGCGGUAGCAUAUCAGCGCAGAAGAAAGAAGAUCAAAUAUCACCAAAGAUGAAAAAUAAUGGCAACGUCAAAGAUUCAGAGCAGCUAUCAAAAAACUGUCCAGCUGAAAAAGCACAACACAAAUCAUCUGUUUCAGAAUGCUGCAAAUCUAAAAAAGAAGAAACCGUUAUCAGUGUGAAAGAAAACACUGUGCUCUCUUCAACGAAACAGAAAAGUUCUGCUUCAGCGACUGCAAAUGAGAAUGUUUUGAGUCCCAAAAGUAAAUCAAAGCCUGACCCACAACCUGUGGCACACAGCGCUGUGAAGGCAGAGAGGGACACAAAACCACUUGAAGUGAAAUCUCAUAGUGCUGCUCCUCCAGUCUCAGUACUUAAGGGCAGUCCAAAUUCAAAACAGAGAGAUCUGUCUAAAGAGACUGCACCCUCAACUUCAAACAUUCAACUAACCCAUGACGCUAAACGGAAAGAAACCUCAUUGCCAUCCGCUGGAGCUGACGUAAAGCAGGAGGAAUCGCUGCAGCUGACACAUUCUUCCACUCUUGCUGACGUGAAGCAAAGAGAAACCCAGCCCAAAAUCUCUGUAGCAACCACAGCUCAUAUAGUAAAAGAAAACACAGACUCAAAGCCAAAAUCUCUCCCUCCUAAAACUGUCCUUUCAUCGACAACUCUAAAGACGUGUGUAGCUCCAACACCAGCUAUUAAACAAAGUCCUGAUGCCAAACAUAAAGACUGCUCUCCCAAACACCAAGCCCCAGUAGUUAAAGACCAUCACGACUCAAAACCAAAAGACAUUAUCUCACCUCUUACUGCACCUCCACAUCAGCUGCAGCAGCUCAGGAAGGAGCCUCUGCCUCCGUCAGAUGUUCCCUCUCAGCCUGAUCCACCAACAGUGCUGCCAAAACCUGCAGCGAAGAAGGAAACGCCUUCAGCGAGCAGCGGAGCCGUCUCAGCCAGGGCCACCUGCGUGCCCCAGGAGACUGUAGUCAAGGUAUCCAAGGAAGGCCCCAAGCCUGAAACGCUCAAACAGGACAGUCACAAGGGCCCAGAUACAAGAGUCACCACCCCUGACAAACAGGCGUCCUCCGGCCGGAAGGAGCAGGCUGAGAGGAAGAAAAAAGAAACUGUUCAAGAUGUGACGUCUGUACAGAAAAACACAAAAAGAGAAGCAUCCAGAGCUGCUCCAACUGCACAGAAGGACAGUUCCGAAAAAGACAGUGGCAGGUGCAAGCAGCAGAAGGAGUCACCACGUAGUUCCAGUAACAAAAAGUAAAGCGGGAAGAGAAAAUAGCAGCUGACAUUAUCAUUUCUCAGAAUUCAGAUGUUCUAAAAUGUUAGGAACAGUUUGUGCAAGCAUCAUCAUGCCUUCUUCUUUUUGUUUUUUUGGAUCUUUUUUUUUUUUUGUUUUUUUUUUUUUUUUUUUUUGAGGACCGGGCAAGCUGUUACAUGCUGAUAGAGAGGUAGGUGUGUGCGCGUGUGUGUGCGUUUAAUAAGACGACAAAUGACAACACGUGUAAAUGUUUCUAGGUCUGAAUGUAGGCAAUCACUUGCUGAUGAUUUCUGGUAUUUUCUGAAUUUAGUGAUUUACUUUUAAGUGAAUGUUUGGAAGUUUUGUUUCUGUUUAUCACAGAAUGCUUUGUGCAAUCAGUAUGUCAGGGGCGACAGGGAGGAGCCUUACAAAGGAUGUGAUGUACUGUAGAGUCAGUGCCAUAAUGAUUUUUGAAUUGCACUCUUACUUCUAGACUGGAAGGACCUGAUGUUGAAGUGUUUUAAUGCAGUAGACCACACAAUUUUGCUCAGCAAUUAAGCAAAUGUAUCACAUGUUUCUGUUCAGUAUAAUCAGAUUAUUCUUUUUAAGUUGGGUUUUGUGCAGUGGUACACAGAGGGAAUGCACUAUGUCCUGUGCUUUUCACCUAAAACAAAAAAAAAAAAACAAACACACAGAAUCAUCUUACGGUUCUAGAAAUCAUAAAUUAGUGUAGGGGCCUUAGAAUCAUGGGAAAUAAAACUUGCUGUUCUUAGCAAGAUUUGGUGUUUAUUCACAUUCCUCUGACAUCUGUACAUAUAUUUUUGAUUUUUAUGCAAUAUGGUGUAAAUAUGAUAACACUGUAAAACUGGGAUACAUGGGCUUACAUGAUUGUUGUUUGUAUUAUAUGUAUAGAUUUUGCAGUGUCAUGUUUGUAUGCUCAAUAUUAGAGUAUCAUGUUCUGCUCGAUGACUCUGUGGUCUAAAGUAAGCUACUGUGAUGUAUCUCAUCAAAGGCAUCCUCUUUUUUGUGGCUUUUAACAUGUUCUCACAUGUUCCAAAAUGAACUUGAAGAGAGAGGAAAAGGCAUGAGGGGGUAACUGGGCUAUUUCUAAAAAUGUAGCAUUAUAUUACAAAACUGUGAGGGCUGUCAGCGUUUCCCAGGAAUGUCUUUAUUGUUGAUGAUGUAUCUACUGGCUGUCUACAACUUGAAGAAUGAUGACUGUGUAAAAUAUGAACUAUAGUGUUUGAUCAAUGAAAUGAACCAGCAAAUCUGCAAAUGUUUGCCAAUAAUUUCUGCAGCAGAUUUUUUUAAAGCUUAAGGCAACAUCUCUGGUAAAGUCCAUGAGUGACAGGAGGUCAGUCCUGUGAGGAAGAAACAGUCUGUAAGGGUUCAGAGUGCUUCACUGUUAGUGUUUCAAAGAAUUUUGAUGUCAGGCUUCAGUCAGUGUUGUUAAAGUUGUGUGUUAGUGUUUCAGACUCUUCAUACUGAGCAGCAGCUUAAAGCUUCACCUGGGUAAAGAUUUUAAAUAAGGAAUCCUGGUUAUUAGAUAGCAUAGUUCAUGUCCACAACAUACAUUUGAUGUUAAUGUGCAAAUACUUGGUACUAUACAUAUAGGCUGUCAUAUAUCAGCAUUCACUUUCUGCAACUUACACACACACACACACACACACACACACACACACACACGUUCCUGUACUGUAGAUGCCUUUAAAUGAAAAACCCUAAAUGACAACCAGAAAGUAGGCUAGGACACUAUGUAUGUAAUGCAGUAUUUGCUCUGUUGUGCUGGCUAUAUAAAAACAAUAAUCUUGUCUACUACAUAUACUCUAUGUUGACAAGUCAAACAGAAAACAUUUCAUUUAACAUGACACAGAAUAUAGUUGAAUAUAGUCUGAAUGGCUUACUAUAUCCAAGAAUGACACUGAAACACAUGAGAUUGAAUGCAUAGAUUUUAAUAUUAAAAGAAUCUGAUGUUUACCUGCAUUAGAUAAUGUAAAUGUAUUGCUGAUGUAUCGUGAGAGAAUAAAUGCACCUUAAUAUUUGACAAUAUUCAGUUCAGAAGGUGAAUAAAAGAGGAAGAUUGGAACUGAAAUUGUUUAUGAAUUCCCCACUUGUCCUGACUGCAAAUUAAAUGGAUCACUGAAUUUUAUUUGAAUAAUUAAACAUGUAGUAUUUUUCCCACACACACAGGUUUUUGUUGUCCUGUGACAGCUGACAUUUAAAUCCUCAAAGCACAUUCAUUGUUUGUUUACAAAGCAUCAUGGAUGUAUAUUUUGUAUAUUGUUGAUUUGCCAAAUAUAUGUUCUGUGUCACAGAUGUUGUUUAUAGUAGUGUGAGACUUUGCUCCCUUGCCACCAGGAUGUUUAAUAAGAACAUUUGUUUGUGCAGUAAUCAAUGUCUUUUCAUACGUCGGGUUCUUCUUUGUCUGCUUGUCUUUUCAAUUUUCUUUUUUUUCCCCUCCUCUGUGCAAAACUAGUAUUAGAUGAACUUGCUUACGAUGGUUUGUCUUUUAGAAUAUGUGCAAUAAAAGUGUUAUGAGUUUUGUAUUUUGCCCAAGGAAAGCUCUAUGGAUGUCAUAGAUGUUGUAUAUUAAAACAGAUAUUUAUACUUCUAAUGUUGCGUAAUACUGAAAAUAAAAUGGAAUUAUAAAUUA